This is a messenger RNA of Drosophila gunungcola (fruit fly), 1704 nucleotides long. RefSeq names its product probable cytochrome P450 4ac1. Gene Ontology annotation, molecular function: iron ion binding; monooxygenase activity; heme binding. NCBI's taxonomy places the organism in Eukaryota, Metazoa, Arthropoda, Insecta, Diptera, Drosophilidae. The record is from RefSeq and is a predicted model, not a curated record.
CCAUGAGUAUAAGGCAAAAGUUAUGCCAAAGCUCAGUGGGUGAGGAAGUCCCUUGUAGAACGGAUCGUUGGAAUUAAAUAGCGACAAAAUGUGGAUCGCUGUGCUGGGAACACCACUUUUGUUGGUGGCCCUUUGGCUUCUGCUUAAACAGCUAAAUAAAACAUACUUUAUUCUUUCAUUGAGUAAACGAGUGCGAACGGAGGAUGGCAGUCCAUUGGAGAGCAAAGUGGCCGUAAUUCCCGGAAAAACGCGAUUUGGCAACAAUUUGGAUCUUCUAAACUUUACGCCUGCAACUGUUUUUAGCUUUAUGCGAGAAUCCACUGCCAAGGCCAAAGGCCGAAAUUAUUUGUGGUAUUUCCUAUACGCACCCAUGUAUAAUGUGGUUCGGGCAGAGGAGGCUGAGGAGAUAUUCCAGAGCACCAAGCUGAUAACCAAGAAUGUGGUCUACGAACUGAUUAGACCUUUUCUAGGUGACGGCCUUUUGAUUAGCACCGACCAUAAAUGGCACUCCAGAAGAAAAGCCUUGACACCGGCUUUUCAUUUUAAUGUACUACAGUCUUUCUUAGCUAUUUUCAAAGAGGAGUGCAACAAGUUAAUCAAAGUUCUUGACAAAAAUGUAGACGGCGAGCUGAAUCUGAACCAUGUUAUUCCACAGUUUACUUUAAAUAAUAUAUGCGAAACCGCUUUGGGUGUAAAGCUGGAUGACAUGUCAGAGGGAAAUGAAUACAGAAAGGCCAUACAUGCUAUCGAAGAGGUUCUGAUACAACGCGUUUGCAACCCGCUGAUGUAUUACAACUGGUACUUCUUCCUUUACGGAGACUAUCGCAAACAUGCGGAGAAACUUCGGAUUGUCCACGACUUCUCAAGUCGCAUUAUUGAACGCAAAAGGCAGCAGUUCCAGCAAAAGCAACUUGGGGAAGUGGAUGAAUUCGGCAAGAAGCAACGAUAUGCCAUGUUAGAUACCCUCUUAGCAGCCGAAGCAGAGGGUCAGAUCGAUCAUCAGGGAAUCUGCGACGAGGUCAACACUUUUAUGUUUGAGGGAUACGAUACCACAUCCACAUGUUUGAUCUUCACUCUACUCAUGUUGGCCCUGCAUGAGGAUGUUCAGCAGCGUUGCUAUGAAGAGGUCGAAAACCUCCCUGAGGACGGUGAUGAGAUCAGUGUGUUCCAAUUCAACGAAUUAGUCUAUUUGGAGUGCGUGAUCAAGGAAUCGCUGAGGAUGUUUCCCUCGGUUCCCUUCAUUGGACGCCAAUGUGUGGAGGAGAGUGUGGUGAAUGGAAUGGUGAUGCCUAAGGACACCCAGAUCAGCAUCCACAUCUACGACAUAAUGAGGGAUCCUCGUCACUUCCCGAAGCCAAAUCAGUUUCAACCGGAGCGCUUUCUGCCGGAGAACACAGUGAACAGGCAUCCUUUUGCCUUUGUGCCUUUUAGUGCUGGUCAAAGAAAUUGCAUUGGUCAGAAGUUUGCCAUUCUGGAGAUGAAAGUACUCCUGGCAGCGGUUAUCAGGAAUUUUAAACUGCUGCCCGCCACUUAUUUGGAGGAUCUUACUUUUGAAAACGGAAUCGUACUACGCACGCAGCAGAAUAUCAAUGUGAAAUUGGCGAAAAGGGUCAAAUAGUGAUAUAUUAAAUAAGAAAAAAAUGUUUACCAAAGAUGUUUAAAUUUGUAAAAUCUUAAAAGAAAAAAAAUAAAAUGUACUACAAG